CUGUCGGGCAGUGCAGCUGCUGUUGUGUCUCCUAAUAACAGGAAAGGAAUUAUGUCCGAAUUAAAAGCCUGCUACAUCGGAGAGCUAUACUGUGAAACCAAACGUAGGCUACAUCAGUAAAUGAACCUUCGUGAUUAUUCUCAUCAUUCACUCGCUAACGUGGCGUUAACUGGCGUCUGGACGGGUGAGGAGUUAUCGUUAGGACGUCGUUCGGUCUUUUUGAUCAGCUGCUCUCUGCAAAUGUUCGCUUCCCAGUGGGAAGAUAAGAGAAACUCCGGUACUGAAGCGCACGUAAGACUGCCAUCAUACCUUAAAUUUAACGAGGAAACCUCAAAGGACUACGAGGCUUGUAAUUCGAGUGAAACGGACUAAGAUGUUAUCGGGAUUUUAGGGAACGAAAAGAUUUAAACGUUCGAAGAUGAAGGAAACUGAUCAAGACACCUGACACACAUGAAAUAACAUGGACGUGUCUGGAUGUGAUUGUAAAUUGUUCGUGAGAAUGGUCUCGUUGGAGAAAUACAUGAAGUUAAGUGACUUGGUUUAAAUGCUUAUGGGUACAUUUGGCUAUUUGGACAAAUAAUAUUACUAAUACUUAAUCAUCAUGUUGAAGAUGGAACUAAUGAACAGAUAAAGCACCCGAAAUGGUUAUCUGAAGCUAUUUGGAUUCUUUGACAUUCACAAGAAGAAACAGCAUCACAGUCGAGAAAUGGCUCGCCUCCUUGUUUUCUUUAACUCUGUCGCACUGUUGCUCUUUGCUACUGACAUGUUUUUGGUUGGAGCAAACCGCCCUCCAGCUCCAGUCAAUGUGUCAAUCAUGAACCUGAGGGCCGACUCAGCAACUGUGUCCUGGGAGGUUCCAGAGGGUGAUGUCAUAAUUGGCUUCUCUAUUCUGCAGCAAAGGCAGGAUGGCCACGUGCAGAGGUUUAUCCGGGAGGUGAACACCACCAGCAGGGCAUGUGUGCUCUGGGACCUGGAGGAGGAGACUGACUACAUUGUUCAAGUCCAGUCUAUUGGCCUCUAUGGAGAGAGCCAAGCCAGCAAACGGGUCCACUUCAGAACCCUGAAGAAGUCAGACCGUUUCCCUUCCAACAGCUCAAACCAAGAUGACCCAACCGUUCAAGGCCUGGAUAAGUCUAGAAACCUGCAGACAGGAGAGAUGAUCAUCAUUGUGGUGGUGCUACUUAUGUGGGCAGCGGUCAUCGCACUCUUCUGCCGGCAGUAUGACAUUAUCAAAGACAAUGAUAACAGUAACAGUAAGGAGAAGGUCAAGCCGUCGUCUGAGCGGAGCACUCCUGAGCAUCACAGCGGUGGACUACUCAGAAGCAAGUUUCAUCAGUCUGUGCCAUCUAUCAACAUCAUUGAGGUCUAAUGGGACCACCUCCUCUUCACCCCUCCACCACAGAGUCACGGUACCAUAUGGAGCUACAGCAUUAGGUCGACCAUUACACUGGCUACCUCUGCAGCUCUCCAGAACUUACAACCCAUGAGCACCCAUGCAUGCACAUAGAUGCAGACAUGCACAAUGUGUCAAAAGCAAUCUACUCUUGUAGGGUAACUGUAUAUAAAGUAAACAUUACUGCUGUAUGUCUCAUUCGAAUUCUGUUGAUUUGCUGCAAUGUCAGCAAUGUUGCUUUACUCCUGUGUUUGCUCCUACAUACCUAUGUUCAUUUUUGAUAUGGUACUGUAGGACUUAGGCAGGGUUUCUUCCCACUUGGUUCAAUUUAUGUGUGUGCAGUCACAGUAAAAAUGGGGAUGGGGGGGGAUAGUGGCACUUGAGUGGAUGCUCACGGGCUUCUGAUUCAAGCAGCUGUGCGAGGCUGCUCAUGAAUCUACCCCCACAGUCUGCUCAGCACUGGAAAAUAACAAGCACUGAGCACAUGUGCUAACAAGGAGAGCCAUAUGGAAUACAAAGGGACAAUGCAGCACAUCACCGCUGGAAGGGUAACCAGGGAAAAUACUGUUUGAACACCGAAGAUUGUUACAGUGAUAAAAGCGUGCUUGGUUAAGUUACAUAGAUGGAAAGAAAUAAUUUGCCAACACAAAUCUUGACCGAGCUGUUCACAUGAUUAGAAAUAGGUAGCUCUGUGCACUCAGCAGAGUCUGUCAAAGCUUGGAUAGUAUUGGUAGAACUUUCGAUGUGAAUGUUUCAGUGUUUUGCGAUCAUGACUAGAACUGACUAGAAAAAGUAAGGUGAACAAGCUCCAAAAUAUUUACUAGGAUGCAUGCUGCCCAAUGCUUGUAUAUAAUGUCUAAUAAUAUUGACUGUGUGCAGCAUCAUUAAUUGUAAAUAGAAGACAGUAACAUGAAGCAUCCACUCUAUCAGAUUGUAUCUGUGUAAAGUCAAUACAUAGUGUUAUCAAACCUUUUUUCCAGCAAUAAAAUGAAAACACAAUGUCUGCAUUCUCAAAGUUUUCCUUCAGUGAUCUUCAUAACGUCAUAGAGAAAAAAUAAGUUAUUUUGAACACUUUCUCUAACAGUAUGAAGAUUUAAAUCCUGAUGAUCUAUGAUGCAUUUGGGAAACUGGGUGCAGCUUCAUAACAGUAUCAUGAUAUAUCAAACAUCAUAUCAAAUAUGAUAUUUGAUAUCAAAUAUGAUAUCAAGUAUGAUAUAUCAUGAUAUACCAAAUAUGAAAUUAUCUAUAUAAAUAGUUAUUACAUCCUUACAAUGUUUAAAAUUAAUAAAUCAGAAAUCAAUUUCACUGGUAUUAGAUUUAGACCAUGUAUCCAAUAAGAUAGCUUG
Electrophorus electricus (electric eel) is the source of this 2739-nucleotide messenger RNA. It is a transcript of the gene fndc4a, whose product is annotated as fibronectin type III domain containing 4a. Gene Ontology annotation, cellular component: extracellular region; plasma membrane. Gene Ontology annotation, molecular function: protein binding. The record is from RefSeq and is a predicted model, not a curated record. Lineage: Eukaryota; Metazoa; Chordata; Actinopteri; Gymnotiformes; Gymnotidae.